Molecule: messenger RNA, 2211 nt
Organism: Penicillium cataractarum
Lineage: Eukaryota; Fungi; Ascomycota; Eurotiomycetes; Eurotiales; Aspergillaceae
Exons: 2
Coding region: 1-2211 (736 amino acids)
Source: RefSeq, a predicted model, not a curated record
AUGGAAGACAUUGACGAUGAUUACUUCUCCGACGACCUCGAUUCCCUACCUCCGGGUACGCUGUACGAGCUCGAGCAGAAUGCUUUCCAGGCAACGCAGGGUCCAGCAAUACAUCAGCAACCGAAUGCGCCGCUAGCUCCCAACGAGCCCGCCCUCGUGCACGCGAGGCAGCCAGCUACCACCUUGAAGCCACCGCCCCGUCUACAUACCGGAUUGACGAAUGACUAUGAUACACUCGAGGUGGGAGAGUUGGAGGCCGAGGUUUACGACAAUGUGGAGGGUCAACAGGCAAUUGCGCAGGCCCCUGCGGUAAUGGUCACGGAUAACGAAUGGCCUACCAAUGGUGGCGUGGAGGACAUGAUGGAGGUUGAUCACGAGUAUGGCCAAGCGAAUGCGUACGAGACGAAUGCGCGCAUGGAGCAGCUCGAACAGGAAAAAGAACAAAUGCGACGAGAGUUGGCUGAAGCAAGAAUGCUGGCCGAAACAAAAGCCGGAGAGAUCGCCAUCAUCCGGUCGAAACAAGCCCGAAUGGCCGAGGAGUAUGACCGACAAUUAGCUGCCUUGCGAAAGGCUAUGGUCGAUCGGGAAACUACACACAAAGAAGCAGUCGAUGCGGCAAUGUCAGAGGGUAAAAUGCUGGCGACGGAGAAUCUCUUCCUCCAGCAUGAUCUAGCUGAGGAGGUUCAUCAACUCCGUAAUUAUAAAACGAAGCAUCGUGCGGCAGAGAAGGCUGCUCCGGUCACUCCAAAGAAGUCUCGAGUACUUCCCUUCCGUGAUGGAUUUGACGAUGACGAGAUCGCCGUGGUGUCGCCCAGCAAGUCGGCAGCACGAUCCAAGAGAGGAACGCCAACCGUGCCAGGUAAACGGAAACGCCAGGCGAGCGUCGACAGCCCAGCUCCUUUGCAACUCAGUCCUGCUGGGGAGGUCAACAUGGUGGAUGCACCCACCGAUACCUCUGGAACUGUGUUUGACGAGGAGCCCAAAUCACGCGAAUCAGGCACUCAUGAUCAAGUUAUGAAGCGAGUCCUGAAUCACAGGAUGCUUCCUGAUCAGCAAACCGAUCUUGAAGCAUUCGCCAAAUUAUACUUCCCGUCUGAGCCUCACAAGCCGCUAUCAGGUAUCCUCAUGGAUGAGUUGGCUCAGGUAGACAUGGGCAAUUUCGUGUUGGAGUACGCGUAUGCGAUUGGACAGCUUUGGAGGCGAGGACUGACGGAGAGGUUCUAUGAGCCUGUUCCUCGAUUCAUGUGCAUUGCCAGAUAUCUCCUGAUGAUGGACGAGGCCCCCUUGCCCGACCUGAUCACCUCUCUAGUUGGUGUGCUCCAAGACUCGGUCGAGGUCAACGCAGUUCCUCGAUUCAAAUACUCCCCAGCGGCUCGAGAAAAGGCACGGAUUCCACGGUCAACGCCUCAAUCCGACUUGCAUCUCGAGGUUGAUUCGACCGAGGCCCUUCGUCUACUCUACUAUAUUUCGUGUCAAUUAUUACAUGUCAAGAGUGCUCUAGACAACUUUUGGGCGCAUAUUCGGUACACGUUCAUCCUAGUGAUGUUGCAUGGUUCACAGCCGCUCAAGGACAUCAUGGUUAUAUUGCCCUUGUUGUCAACGAGCAUCCGGGCAGACUCGUUUGGCCCUAUCAUGUCCUCAGAGCAGGAUCAAGCAGACGUUCAAAAAUGGAUUGUCGACCGUCUGUCGUUCAUGCUCAGUGAGGCCGCCAUGCCAGAUGAAGGCUGCGAACCCUACACAUCCUACGAUAUCUGUGCCAUGCGCCUCGAGGUUCUGCUUCUGCUGGAGUCCCUGGCAUUCAACCCAGCGGCUCCAUCAAAAGAACACGGAAGCGCCAUAAUCGCAGCGCAUCCGACAGCCUUGCCGCGUCUGUUCCGAUCGAUGCACGACGAGUUGGACGCACUUUACUCCUCGCCGCCCGAACAAGAACUCCGCGUUGCGAUGGUCAACGGGCUGAUGCGCCUGAUCUUCGGGGUCAUGCGCCGUCAUGGGCCAACCAUCAGCAUGCAGGAGAAGCUGGCGUCCGUGGCAGGAAGUAAACAAAAGCACCUUGUAGUCCUCACGCGGCUGGCAUUCUGCGACGGGUCUGUUCUCGAAGCGGGCAUCGACGACGAGACGGUAGACAUGGCACACGAGUUACUGGAGGAGUGGACGAACCCACAGGAAGCGGAGUCACUGGCCGAGGCGUUCCCCAGUUCUCGGCGAGACUAA